AUGAGUAGUGUCGUGGAAUCUGGUCCGGCGGUUGAGUACGUGGAGAAGAUAGUGGAGGUGCCCGAGGUGGUCGUGCAGGAGCAGGUUAAGCAUGUGCCGCGAGUGGAAGUACAAGAGUGCGUGGUGGAGGUGCCUCGGGUGGUGUACAAGGAGAAGGUGGUGGAGGUCCCGGAGAUUGAGUACGUAGAUGUCCCGGUGGAGCGUGUGGUCGAGGUGCCGGAGGUGCGCGAGGAAGUGGUGAUUAAGGAGGUGCCAGUGCCGCAGUAUGUGGAGAAGCCGGUGCCUGAGUACGUGACCGUCGAAGUUCCUCAUGACGUCCAUCGCAACGUACCCGUGCCCGUGGAGUCAGAGACGGUCUACGACCUUAUCAUGCCCAACCUAAAACCCGUCUACAAGACCGUCAAGGUCCCUAUCUACGUGCCACGCUUCAUCGAGGUUCCCAUCCCGGCCGAACUUCUUGACCAAUCCGCGGUCGCUGAAGCUGAACAUCUCAGCAACCAAGUCAAGAUCCUUACUGAACAGGAAGCACCUUCUCUUAAGGACGUCGAACGACUAGCCGAAUACGCCAAGAACACCGACUUCCAGGCCCAUCUCCGACCAGAGAACGUCGAGCAGACCAUAGCCAAUGCUUUUGAAACCGGGAACCUGUCACAGACCACAUUGUAA
Messenger RNA from Gregarina niphandrodes, 666 nucleotides. RefSeq names its product inner membrane complex protein. Bases 1 to 666 code for a protein of 221 amino acids. The transcript has a single exon. NCBI's taxonomy places the organism in Eukaryota, Apicomplexa, Conoidasida, Eugregarinorida, Gregarinidae. The record is from RefSeq and is a predicted model, not a curated record.